UCAAGGACAUCAUGCAUGAUGGAUUUUCUAAAUUGAAAAUUCCGAUUUCCUUAAUUUCACAGUAUUUAACUACAAGUGUUAUGUAACUUAGGUUAAGGUCUAAAACAUUUAUAAUAUUAUGUCUGGGGCUUCAUUUAUCAAGUCACAAAGGCCAAAGUUAUACUUGGCACUGUGGCGGUUCUUCAUUUGACUAUUUACUUCGCAAAACCUUCUUUUUUCAAGCCCGAGAGUAAAAAAAUAGAGCAGGCAGCACCGCCUAAAUAUCUGCCAUAAGGUCGUGACCUUCGCUAUCGGAAUACGGAAAUUAGUCUUCUCAAACCGCAAAAAACUUGAUUUGAUACAUGUAUUUUAAGAGACUACCGGGCUUACUCCCCGGCUUAGUUUACAAAGGAAUAGUGAAGGAUUCGUCAAGAACAAUGAGCAACGCACAAAAAUUCCAAGUCUAUGUGACCAGGUCUGACAUGCCAGAGAGUGGAAUAGAGAUUCUUAAAAAACAAUGCAACUUGAAAAUAUGGGACAAACCGUCACCAGUGCCCAGAACACAGUUAUUGUCUGCCGUGUCAGGUGUGAACGGAAUAUACUGCUCCCUCUCUGACAAAAUUGACAAGGAGGUGCUGGAUGCCGCUGGGCCAGGGUUAAAGGUGGUAGCCACUAUAUCAGUUGGCUACGAUCAUAUUGACUUGACGGAAUGCAAGAAGAGAGGCAUCAGAGUUGGAUACACUCCUGAUGUGCUGACAGAUGCUACAGCUGAACUUACGUUGGCUCUUCUCUUGUCAACUUCACGAAGGCUCCCAGAAGCUCAACAUGAAGCUAAAACUGGUGGCUGGGUUUCUUGGGCUCCGACAUGGAUGACAGGGCCAGGCCUAGCUGGAGCCACAGUUGGCAUUGUUGGCUUCGGAAGAAUAGGCCAGGCUGUUGCUAGACGUGUUAAGGCAUUCAACACAGCAAAGAUUUUAUAUUUCAACCGCAGCGAGAGGCCAGAAGCCAAAGAAAUAGGGGCAGAAAAAGUAAGCUUUGAUGAGUUGAUAACUCAAAGUGACUUUGUAAUAUGCUGUGCUGCACUAGUACCAGAAACUAAGGAGAUUUUUAAUAAGAGUGCGUUUGUGAAGAUGAAACGUAAUGCCAUUUUUGUUAACACAAGUCGUGGGGGUACAGUGGAUCAGGAUGCAUUGAUAGAAGCCCUUAAAAAUAAUACCAUAAGAGCUGCCGGCCUCGAUGUCACUACUCCCGAACCACUACCCCUUGACAGUCCGUUAUUUACAUUGAAAAAUUGUGUGGUUCUACCUCAUAUUGGUAGUGCUUCUAUUGAAGCAAGAAACACCAUGAGUGAACUAACAGCUAACAACAUUGUUGCUGCACUCAAUGGCGAAGAUAUGCCAGCGGAAUUAAAAUAAUUUAUUUUUAUAUAAUAUUAUUACUUGAUAAUCAAUAUUUGAUGGUUUUUGUGUAAAUGAAAUAUAAUAUGUUUAUAACCAAUUA
Molecule: messenger RNA, 1479 nt
Organism: Aricia agestis (brown argus)
Lineage: Eukaryota; Metazoa; Arthropoda; Insecta; Lepidoptera; Lycaenidae
Product: glyoxylate reductase/hydroxypyruvate reductase
Exons: 3
Coding region: 342-1394 (350 amino acids)
Cellular component (GO): cytosol
Molecular function (GO): hydroxypyruvate reductase (NADH) activity; hydroxypyruvate reductase [NAD(P)H] activity; glyoxylate reductase (NADPH) activity
Source: RefSeq, a predicted model, not a curated record